CACAAGUACGGCUCUCAAAAAGUUAUAUAAAUGAAAUGAGUGACGGAUGUUCAUACAGUUUCCUCAAAAUCAUUCAAAAUGAAAAAGUUCGUUAUCAGUCUUGUGUUGUGCGCUCUACUUUGUGGAGUAUUGGGAAGAUAUAAUUCAGAAGACCUCCGUAUCAGCGAGGAAUCUCCUGAAGAAGAAGAUUUUACAAGGGAAAGAAGAAACAUUUAUAUAGAGGAUGAUAAGAGGAAACGCAGAGAUGUCAUAAUCGAAGACGACGAUGAUAUGAGAAAGAAAAGAGAUAUUAUAAUUGAAGACGAAGAUCGUAAAAAAAGAGAUGUGAUCAUUGAAGACGAUAACGAUGACAGAAAGCGCAGAGAUCUAAACAACGAAGCUGAAGCGAUGAGGGUGAGAAGGGAUGUCAUUAUCGAAGAUGACGAUGGUAAAAGGAAGCGAAGAGAUGUCAUUAUUGAAAACGACGAUUCGUUUUGAAUUAACGAGUGAUUUUUAUGAAAACCUCAAAUUUCACAAAAACAUGUUCGACAAUUCUUAAAUAUUUGUUUCCAAAUAAAAUGUGUAACUUUCUAAUUAAAAUUUAUUAUAACUGA
Molecule: messenger RNA, 593 nt
Organism: Coccinella septempunctata (seven-spotted ladybird)
Lineage: Eukaryota; Metazoa; Arthropoda; Insecta; Coleoptera; Coccinellidae
Exons: 3
Coding region: 79-477 (132 amino acids)
Source: RefSeq, a predicted model, not a curated record